This is a messenger RNA of Chlorella variabilis, 906 nucleotides long. RefSeq lists its product as hypothetical. Gene Ontology annotation, molecular function: peptidyl-tRNA hydrolase activity. The transcript is spliced from 5 exons. The coding region runs from base 1 to 906 and encodes 301 amino acids. Lineage: Eukaryota; Viridiplantae; Chlorophyta; Trebouxiophyceae; Chlorellales; Chlorellaceae. The record is from RefSeq and is a predicted model, not a curated record.
AUGGGCCAGGCGCUGUCCCUGCUGCCCCCGCGCAAGUCGCCUGCGGUGGAGGCCUCCGCCGCCGCCUCUGCCGCCGCCGGCGAGGUGGCUGCCACGCUGCCCCGGGCAGAGAUCGAGCGCCCCACGUUCCAGGACCCAGACCUCUGGCUGAUAGUUGGCCUGGGCAACCCCGGGCCGCAAUUUGCGGGCACGCGGCACAACGCCGGCUGGCUGGUGGUUGCUGCGGUCGCCCGUCUGCUGGAUGUGGCGGUGGAUCGCUUCCAGGCAAACGCAGAGGUGGCGCGCAGCCGGCUGGCGGGCAAGAGCGUCCUGCUUGCCAAGCCGCUGACGACCAUGAACCUAUCAGGCGAGGCGGUGGCCGGCCUGGCCGACUUUUACCAUAUCCCGCCGGAGCGUGUGCUGGUUGUGUAUGAUGACUUGGACCUGCCCACCGGCACGGUGCGGCUGCGGCCCAGGGGCGGCCCAGGGGGACACGGUGGCAUGAAGAGCGUUGCAGCUCACCUGCAAGGGGACAACUUCCCCAGGAUCAGGCUAGGCAUCGGGCGGCCCCCAGCUGGCACAACCGUGCUCGACCAUGUGCUGCAGGAUUUUGGAGAGGCGGAGCGGCUGCAGGUGGAUGCGGCAGUGCAGCAGGCUGUGGGAGUCAUUCGUGCGGUGCUGAGUGUGGGCCUGGAGCGAGCAGUGAGCGGGGUACGAGUGGACGCAGCUGGCAGGGCCCUACCUCCGCCGCCGCCGUCGUCGGUCGCGGGGGGCCAGCGGCAUGCGGCCACUGCAGCAGCGGCUGGGGAGCAGCAGCGGGCGGAAGCGGGAGCGGAAGCAGCGGAGGGGCAGCGGGCGCAGGAGAGUGAGGAGCAGGGUGCGGCAGCAGCGGGAGAUGCGGCAUUGACAGCAGGAGCGGCUGGAUAG